This is a messenger RNA of Sinocyclocheilus grahami, 1282 nucleotides long. RefSeq names its product serotonin N-acetyltransferase-like. Lineage: Eukaryota; Metazoa; Chordata; Actinopteri; Cypriniformes; Cyprinidae. The transcript is spliced from 3 exons. The coding region runs from base 366 to 995 and encodes 209 amino acids. The record is from RefSeq and is a predicted model, not a curated record. Gene Ontology annotation, cellular component: cytoplasm. Gene Ontology annotation, molecular function: aralkylamine N-acetyltransferase activity. Gene Ontology annotation, biological process: circadian rhythm; response to light stimulus.
CUGGGUGAGCGUUAGGAGCUGCGCUGUGAGUAGGCUAUUAGCACAGAGACUUUUAGGAAAUUGCUGCAGCUUCACCUGGCACGUGCGCACAGUACUAUCCCUCUAAAGACGGGACACUUUAGCAGAUCUGGGCGGGCCGGGACAAAGAGAGGGACGAGGGGGAGGGUUAAAGAGGAGGAGAGGUGACAGCGACGGGGUAGAGUGUUAGGAUUCAAACACAUCAGACCGCAGAAGAGAGCCACCGAACAAAUCCACUGAGGGAAAGCCAGCAGUGUCCGCAAACUUUGAAGUGAGAGAAAACUAAGAGCUGAAGAGGUAUUUCAGACAGCACUGUCCUCCAGCAGUCAGAAGUGUGUGUGUGUCAGAUGAUGGCACCGCAGGUCGUCAGCUCACCCUUCCUGAAGCCAUUCUUUCUGAAGACGCCGCUGAGCGUGGCCAGUUCUCGACGGCAGCGACGACACACGUUACCUGCUAGCGAGUUCCGGAAUCUCACCCCACAGGACGCCAUUAGUGUGUUUGAGAUAGAGAGAGAAGCGUUUAUCUCUGUUUCUGGUGAAUGUCCACUCACCCUUGAUGAGGUGCUUAGUUUCCUGGGCCAGUGUCCUGAGCUCUCGAUGGGAUGGUUUGAAGAGGGCCAGCUGGUGGCUUUCGUCAUUGGAUCUGGCUGGGACAAAGAUAAAUUAAAACGGGAGGCCAUGACCACACACGUCCCAGACUCUCCCACAGUUCACAUCCAUGUGUUGUCUGUGCACCGCCACUGUCGGCAGCAGGGCAAAGGCUCUAUCUUGCUUUGGCGCUAUCUGCAGUACCUGCGCUGUCUUCCCGGUCUCCGCCGAGCCCUGCUGGUCUGUGAGGAGUUCCUGGUGCCCUUCUACCAGAAAGCUGGCUUUAAGGAGAAGGGUCCCUCGGCCAUCACUGUGGCGGCUUUGGCCUUCACAGAGAUGGAGUAUCAGCUUGGAGGCCUGGCUUAUGCACGACGAAACAGCGGAUGUUAGUUUCUUUAGCUCAUGAAAUCCUGAUUCAGGACACCAUGUGUAGAUUCUGGAUGGCUCUUGGCAGUCACAGGCUUAAAGCCCUACUACCACCUGAGCAAGGAACCAGAGACUUACCUAUGCACUCAUUUACAGAGAUCGAAGCAGUUACAUUUGGGUAUAUGAAGGCUAAAGAUGUUGGUUGUUUACAGCAUUUUUUUUUCUCUUGUACUGCCCAAGAUACACUGCACACUUUACUGGUCAAAACACAGUGGUUGCUUUUAACAAUUAAUAAAGAGAUUUUUUUAUUU